Molecule: messenger RNA, 1159 nt
Organism: Paramisgurnus dabryanus
Lineage: Eukaryota; Metazoa; Chordata; Actinopteri; Cypriniformes; Cobitidae
Source: RefSeq, a predicted model, not a curated record
GGCAGCUCUUGUCUAAAAAACAUAAAUUCAAAAUUUGUUUAAACUGACUUUAUAUACCAAUACAUAAGUAAAAUGUAAGCACUCUGAAAAAGAGAGUAUAAAAAUCGAGUGUCUGUACAACUCUCACGACUGUUCUAAACACUAGCUCAUUAUUUCCAUUCAAUCCACCCCCUCCCUUCUGGGCUUCUUCCAAAGCCACGCCUCCAAAACACAUGAACGCGCGACACUGACCGCUCUGGAAGAUGCAUAUUUACCUGAGACAAGCGGAGAAGAUGGAGCGCGGUGCAUCUGGUGACAUCAUGUCAGAAUCACAUAGUUUCCACGAUGAAAGCAUUGCUGUUGACUCUGAUGAGGACUACACUCCGGGCACAAGUACCGCAUCGUCGGCUCGAGGACAGGUCCGUGGUCGAGGGCGAAGUAGAGGAAGUCGUGCAAGAGGGCGAGCAACCAGGGUCCGAGGAAGUAGAGGCCGAGGACGGGGUGGUCGAAGUGCAGGGCAAGGAGCACUUAGUCUUGGACAAGAGGACCUGAGUCGAGUUUUAAAUCUUCAAGCUCAAACAAGGGCAUGUGAACAGGCCAGAAUUCGAGGACUGAGCCUGGAACAAUCUCAUCAAGUCCUGGAGCUCUGCCUGACACGUGACCCAAGUCUUAUGUUUGAUGUUCUGGAUAGGAUUUCAGAAAAUGCUCCUCCACCAGGUCCUCUUGUCUCAGGGCAACCCGCUUGGUGUGUCUGCCAGCGGUGCAGAGAAAUGCCUACAUUCGUGGAACAAAAGUGCUGUGGACAACAUCCUGAUUAUUGCAUUUCCAUACUACCACACAUGGAAGCCUACAUUUUGGAGGAGAGUGUUCUGCGCUUAGCUAGACGCAUCUGGAAUGACAUUCGUGCAUUGACUGAUAAUCCUGAACCAGGACAGAGUAAUAGACAGUUCCGUCAUGCAGCAUACAGGCAAUUUGUAGUGUGGCAGUAUGGAGCACUAGGACAGGGUCACUGAGUCGUGAUUCCAAGUUGCUGUGUCUGGAAGAUACGCGACCGUUAUCCUGAUCCACUGCAACAGUACAGAGGUUUUAUCCCUAGUAGAGUGUAAGUGUAAUGAGUGCUUUCAAGAACGUUCUAUCCACUGUGUGAAUGAAUACAUGUACAUAGUUUUUGUGUUUUACA